Closterium sp. Yama58-4 is the source of this 1251-nucleotide messenger RNA. The record is from the annotation of a GenBank genome assembly. Lineage: Eukaryota; Viridiplantae; Streptophyta; Zygnematophyceae; Desmidiales; Closteriaceae.
AUGUCAGGAAGGAGUAUUAAACGCUUCACGGAGUCUGGAGCUGCACAUGCAGCGGUUCUGCCAGGUCGAGUGGGCCAAGGGCCUCUGUUGGCUGCUGUGAGCGACGAUGACGAGGACACCAUUGUGUCUCUGUUUGAGAACGCAACGGCGUCAGUCGUGUCUAUUAUGAAUGUGGAAAUGAAUGGCAGCGGCAAGGGAAAGGGAGGAGCUGGAGAGGAAGUCAUGGAAGGAAUCGGCUCCGGUUUCGUCUGGGAUGAAUACGGUCACAUUGUCACCAACUACCAUGUGGUUGCCAAGCUGGCGACUGACACUUCUGGGCGGCAAGCCUGCAGGGUGUCGCUUCUCGGCCCAACAGGCGCUAUGCAGACCUACGCAGCUACACUUGUCGGCACUGACCCCUCCAGAGACCUUGCUGUACUCAAGGUAGACCUAUCUCAGCCUGUACCUGCAGCAGCGGAUACAGGUGCAGCAGCAGACGGUGCAGCAGCAGUAGCAGCACCAGCAGCACCGACGCUGUAUCCCAUUCCUGUGGGCUCGUCAUCGGACCUGAGGGUGGGCCAGAGCUGCUUUGCCAUCGGCAACCCCUAUGGCCUGCAGCACACACUCACUGCAGGGGUCAUCAGUGGGCUCGGCAGGGAGAUUCCUGCACCAACAGGUGCUGCCAUCAGGGGAGCGAUUCAGACCGACGCUGCCAUCAAUGCAGGAAAUUCUGGUGGUCCUUUGCUCGACUCCUUUGGGCGGAUCAUAGGAGUAAAUACGGCUACUUUCACUCGAUCAGGUUCUGGCUCUUCAUCUGGAGUCAACUUCGCCAUCCCAGUUGACACGGCCGCUCCGGCGCAGGUCCGCGUAGCGUCGUCGGGUCUUCCGUCCUUCGCGAGGGUGUCCGCGGAGAAUGCUGCGACGGCGAUCGACCCGUCUGCGACGUUCGCGAAUGUGAUGUGGUCGAAGACGUACAACACGCAGAUUCUGGUGGGCGAGAGCGAGAGCACGGAGUCGGUCGUGCGACGGUUUAAGAAGGUGUGCAUGGAGGCGAACAUCGUGAACGAGUGUCGCAGGCGACGCUUCUUCGAGACGCAGCAGGACAUCAUCAAGCGCAAGCAGAAGGACGCCGCCCGGCAACGCAAGCGAUUCUCCCGUGCCUCGUCUGGCCCGCGUCCCUUCUUCCAGCGUGACCCGGCAGCGGCCAACAAAGCAGCAGCGGCUGCCAGCGACGACGACGACGAUUUCUGGGAUGCUCAGGUCGAGCUGUAG